This is a messenger RNA of Colletotrichum phormii, 976 nucleotides long. RefSeq lists its product as uncharacterized. The transcript has 2 exons. Bases 162 to 674 code for a protein of 170 amino acids. NCBI's taxonomy places the organism in Eukaryota, Fungi, Ascomycota, Sordariomycetes, Glomerellales, Glomerellaceae. The record is from RefSeq and is a predicted model, not a curated record.
ACUCAGGAAACUGACCCUUGACGAUUCGAAAUCGAAGCCGGCGAUGCGCGGGCACACCCUGCAUUCGGGCCUCCCUCACUUGUACGCGUGACACAGUACGGCCUAACGUCUGUCACCUCACUUCAAUGCAAAGAAGAAGAAAACAUCCGUCUUCCAGCUAGAUGUCUCCCGUGCCGUACUAUGGACCGCCGGGCCAGAUACAGCAGACGAACACCGGGCCUGAUCACAACCCCGACCAGCGGAUGACCCAUUACCUUUACCAUACCCAAGUCAAUUCCCCGUUCAGAUCCGCCCCCAAUCACCAAGGUAUCCGUACAGAGCGGUGGGUUUUGUAUUGGAUGCGGCAGAGACUUCAAGGCCAAGCCUCAGUCAACCUGACUUCCUACCCAGGGGAACGUAUUGUGGCGGAUACACAUGUCAGCCAACUGGAUGCUCCCCGCCAGCGAGCUAGUCAGGAUCAAGGGCGAAAAGGGACAGCAGAGGGAAUUCAGACAUUCACUGCGAAAGCGUCACCAAUAGUUGCGCCCCAGACUCUCAAUCGCAGCCACUGCGAGCAGCAGUUUGAGUACAUAAUCUCUCUCCAUCAACGGCCGCUCCGUCGAGAGUCCAGCACCUGCCACUGCAUACUUUCGUCCAUUUCCGCAGACAGCCAUCCUUCCUCGAUCUGGACAUGAAACGCCCGUGCCGAAUCGUGGCCUUUGGGGAUCUCGACCACUGUCAGUUGCAACACCACAUCCGUCCCUUCAUUGGCACGACACGGGGAGGCGCUAGCUUCGCCUUGCGUUGCUUGCCUUACCUGGCAUCGAGCAGGCGAGGGCGACGAGUUACAACGUCAGGUCAAGGCUUACUGGCUCAGGAGUCAGGGAGUACCAGACGAGGCACCGGCAGUUGGAGGGAUGUGCAUGUUAAAUCUCGAUGAACUGAAUCCGAGAUGACCGCCGGCCGGCUAUGCUACGCUGUCUUCGUGUGUUCCUUG